Molecule: messenger RNA, 847 nt
Organism: Peromyscus eremicus (cactus mouse)
Lineage: Eukaryota; Metazoa; Chordata; Mammalia; Rodentia; Cricetidae
Gene: Polr2e
Product: RNA polymerase II, I and III subunit E
Exons: 7
Coding region: 72-704 (210 amino acids)
Biological process (GO): DNA-templated transcription
Cellular component (GO): RNA polymerase III complex; RNA polymerase II, core complex; RNA polymerase I complex
Molecular function (GO): DNA binding; DNA-directed RNA polymerase activity
Source: RefSeq, a predicted model, not a curated record
CUUUCGCCCUCCGGCGCAGACGCAGUGCUGGCCCCGGCCCGCAUGCGCAGUUGUUUCUGAGCCGCGGCAGCAUGGACGACGAGGAGGAGACGUACCGGCUGUGGAAGAUCCGCAAGACGAUCAUGCAGCUUUGCCAUGACCGUGGCUACCUGGUGACCCAAGAUGAGCUGGACCAGACACUCGAGGAGUUCAAGGCACAGUUUGGGGACAAACCUAGCGAAGGGAGACCGAGGCGCACAGACCUCACCGUGCUGGUGGCCCACAAUGAUGACCCCACAGACCAGAUGUUUGUGUUCUUCCCAGAGGAGCCCAAGGUGGGCAUCAAGACCAUCAAGGUGUACUGCCAGCGCAUGCAGGAGGAGAACAUCACGAGGGCGCUGAUCGUGGUACAGCAGGGCAUGACGCCCUCCGCCAAGCAGUCCCUGGUGGACAUGGCCCCUAAGUAUGUACUGGAGCAGUUCCUACAGCAAGAGCUGCUCAUCAACAUCACGGAGCACGAGCUGGUCCCUGAGCAUGUGGUCAUGACCAAGGAGGAGGUGACGGAACUGCUGGCCCGAUACAAGCUUCGGGAGAGCCAGCUGCCCAGGAUCCAGGCCGGGGACCCAGUAGCACGCUACUUUGGGAUCAAGCGAGGACAGGUCGUGAAGAUCAUCCGACCCAGUGAGACCGCUGGCCGCUACAUCACCUACCGCCUGGUCCAGUAGGCAGUGCAGCACUCUGGAGACUGAGGCAGGAGGAUUGCUGCAACUUCAAGGCAAGUUUGUGGACUCUUUAGCAAGAACUGGUCCAGCGCCAGUGUUCUGGUAUGAGAUCCUUGUCUGAAAAACAAUAAACAGGAAGCCCCACA